Messenger RNA from Lolium perenne, 726 nucleotides. RefSeq lists its product as uncharacterized. Lineage: Eukaryota; Viridiplantae; Streptophyta; Magnoliopsida; Poales; Poaceae. The record is from RefSeq and is a predicted model, not a curated record. Gene Ontology annotation, biological process: DNA integration. Gene Ontology annotation, molecular function: nucleic acid binding.
AUGGUGUACACGGUGGGCAAACUGCAGAAAUACCCGCGCGGAAGUCACACUUUUCUCCUCAUCACAGUCGACAAGUUCACCAAGUGGAUCGAGGCAGUGCCCAUCACCAGCGCCGAUGCCACCUCUACCGUGAACUUGUUCAGAUCGAUCACCCGCAGAUUCGGAGUUCCCCACAACAUCUUCACCGACAACGGCUCCAACUUCACCGCAGGGGAGUUCCAGGACUUCUGCAUAGAACUGGGGAUACAAAUCAGCUACGCAUCAGUUGCACACCCACAAGCCAAUCGCCAGGUGGAAAAGGGAAACAACGUCGUCUGCAGUCGCCUAAAAAAUGGCUCCUGUGACCCCUCAAGUGAGAAGCUGGGGCAUGGGUCGAGGAACUACCCUCGGUUCUGUGGAGCGUACGAACAACCCCCAAUAGGUCCACACAACGACGUUGACGCACUUGACGAGGCGUGGGACAUCGUACUUGCCCGUUCUGCUAUCUACCAGCAGAACCUGCGCAACUACCACAGCCAUCGUGUACGCGUUAGGUCCUUCUCCGAAGGAGACCUCAUUCUAUGGCUCAAACAAAAGGGCCACCACAAGCUGGAGCCCCCAUGGGAAGGACCCUACAUCAUCAUGGAGGUGAUACCUGGUGGGGUAUAUUGCCUCAAGGACAUGAAGACUGACAUCGUCUACUCCAACCCAUGGAACGUCACCCAGCUGCGUCGUUUGUGCGCUUAG